Molecule: messenger RNA, 1311 nt
Organism: Nerophis lumbriciformis (worm pipefish)
Lineage: Eukaryota; Metazoa; Chordata; Actinopteri; Syngnathiformes; Syngnathidae
Source: RefSeq, a predicted model, not a curated record
AUGUCCUUCGUCUCGGCCCGCACAAGCUCCCGCAGCAUCUCCUCCACCAGCGGCAUGAGCCUCGCGGGUGCACAGAUGUUCGGGGGGAGCCAGGCGCGCAUCUCCAGCGUCUACCAGGGCCGCACGCCCAGCGUGUACGGAGGUGCAGGUGGUAUGGGCAUCCGCAUCUCCCAGGCCAGCAACGUCCUGGGCUACGGUGGGGUCACCUCGUACGGUAUCGACGCCGUGGGGGGCAGUGAGAAGAGCACCAUGCAGAAUCUCAAUGACCGCCUGGCCUCCUACCUGGAUAAGGUGCGUUCUCUGGAGGCUGCCAACAGGAAGUUGGAGAUACAGAUCAGAGAGUUCUAUGAGAAGAGGUCGCCCAUUGCAAGGGACUUCUCCGCCUACUUCGCCACCAUCAAUGACUUGCGAGCACAGAUUGCAAGAAGGUAUGCCGAGAAUCAGAGCAUCAUCCUCCAGAUUGACAACGCUCAACUGGCGGCGGACGACUUCAAAAUGAAGUAUGAGGUGGAGAUGAACACGCGUGCCAUGGUGGAUUCUGAUUUGGUUCGUCUUCGAGGGGUCCGGGACAAUAUGGUUGUUACCAUCAGUGACCUGAAAAUGCAGUUAGAGAAUCUGAAGGACCAAUUGGCACAACUCAAGAGGAACCAUGAAGAGGAAAUGAAAGCGGCAAGGCUACAAUACAAUGGCAACGUGAACGUAGAAGUGGACAGCGCGUCGUCUGUGGAUCUUUCCAAAAUCCUUCAAGAAGUGAGGGAGCAGUAUGAAUCUUUGGCGUUGAAGAACAAGCAGGAACUGGAACGGUGGUAUCAAACUAAGAUGGAAUCCCUCCAAUCAGAAAUUAAAGGUUUCACCACAGAGGUAAAGACCUUCUCUUCCCAACUUUCGGAGCUGAAGCGGACGUACCAGAGUUUGGAGAUCACAUACCAGGGUAUACUAGCAGAGAUCGAAUGCCUCCGUCAGAACCUCGAUGAAACCAGGAUGCGAUACAGCAGCCAGCUCAGCCAGUUGCAGAUGACCAUCAACAGCCUGGAGGUAGAGCUGCAGCAACUUAAAGUUUCCAUCGAGCAACAGCAGACCGAAUACAAGCUACUGCUUGACAUCAAAAUGAGACUGGAGAGGGAGAUUGCCGAGUACCGCCGUCUGCUGGAUGGAGAAGCCUACGAACAGAAAAAGCCUUUGGUCAUCAGCAAGGUGGUGGUGGAAGAGCACAAGCCCGUCGUGGAGAGGAGAGUGAAGACCAUUGUAGAAAAUAUUGUGGACGGCAAGGUGGUGUCCACCAGCGUGGACACGCAGAGUAGAGAUUAUUAA